This is a messenger RNA of Haliaeetus leucocephalus (bald eagle), 516 nucleotides long. It is a transcript of the gene DLEU7, whose product is annotated as deleted in lymphocytic leukemia, 7. The record is from RefSeq and is a predicted model, not a curated record. Bases 1 to 516 code for a protein of 171 amino acids. NCBI's taxonomy places the organism in Eukaryota, Metazoa, Chordata, Aves, Accipitriformes, Accipitridae. The transcript has 2 exons.
AUGGCCGGUCCGGCCGCUCUGCUUGUGUCCAUCGGGCACCAGGCAGGGGCUCUCCGCGCCCUCCGGGCUGUCGCAGCCCCCCAUCCUCCCCGCAGCCCCCCGCAGCCUUCCCACACCGAAACCUCUGGCACCGGCAGGUCUGGCCCAGUUCGGUGCAGCCCGGGAGAGGAGAUGGAGAUGCGUGAGCCUGGUGGGGCUCAGAAGCCGGAGGAAGAGAGAAGAGCCGCAGGGAAAAGCCGUAAGGAGGGAGAAGAGAGCGGAGACUCGUCUCCUCCCAGCCCAGAGCGGCUGGUGAGGCGUGGGACCCUUCGGGAGACAGCUCUGUGCAGCAAGAUGUCCCGACUAGUGGAAGCGACUUCCCGCCUGGUACAAGUAGAAGAGACUCUCCUGCUCCCUCUCCUACAGCAGCAUCCUCUUCCUCUCCUCCCAAAAUAUCUUGGUGAUGAAUUUGAGGUAUUGCAAGAUACUGUUUUCACGUGUGCUGGAUCAAUGUACGGAGUCCAGCUGGCUUUGUGA